GAAAUAAUUGAAUGAAUCCGACACUCGCUGCCUGUGCAAAGCCUGAGCCAAAGCCAGCAUAACAACGACACAUUUUGCCUCAACCCACUACACACCAUGCUUGGAUAUCACCAUCAUCCUUGACAGAUACCAAAUCACUCUCACACUCACCAUCAUCUUGCCAUGACUAUGAGAGAGGACCUCCUGUUCGUUCAGAGCAUCUCGACCUGUGCUCUCCCCUCACUUGAAGCACAAUCAUGGCGGAGUUCAUAACGACGUUGCAAGAGAUCAAGCAACUCCCUGCUGGAAAACACCUUCUCUGUCCUCGAGAAAACGACGAUGACCCCGACCGUUACGAAGAUGAGCGGGAUCCGGACGCAGAUGUCGAGGGCAAGGAUGAUCCGGAGAGAAAUGCCAGAAUUGAAGAGACCAAGGCCCGGAGAAAAAAGUUCAUUUCAUCGCUGCAACUUCUUGCCUACGACGGAUCUCAGAGCGAACAAUAUCAAAACUUCAUCUGGGACACCCUUGACGAGGCCUUGGCCAAAUGCGACAUCUGCAUUCGCGAAUACUACAUAGCAAAAGUGGACUUCUUGACUGCCCUGAGAGAAGAGUAUGAGGAGGAAGACAUCAAGAAUUUCUUUUCCAUCAUCAACCGACGAGAUGUCCAGCGCAUUAUUCGAGGUCUCGACUCUGCAGACAAGACUCUCCAGAGCCUGCCGGAACCGCAGAGACAGACCUCAGCCUUGACACCCAAGGAUUUGCAUGCCCUGUACGAGGCGCUCAUAUGCGAAGUGUUUCUGCAAAACGAAACCCUGCUCAAGCAACAUUUUGAUGGACCGUUCAAGGCAAUUCAAGCCAAGAGGCCGCUUAAGAUGCGGGAAAUACUGCCAGCCGCCACGAGAUUCUUGUUCUCCACCAACUCGGUACGCCUUAAUUGGGCGAGUUCGAUCUGGAAGCGGCUCGAUAGAUUCUUGAGGGAUAUUGAAUGGGACUGGGCGAUCAAGGACUUUCUUCAAGAGAAGCUACAACAAACCUCGGACCCGAGCGACGUUACCAGAUUAUGGUCUGCCCUCAAGCUCGUAGUCAGCAAACUCGACGAACGAAUGAUCACAUACAAGCUGUUCGACUUGCAGCCGAAUAUCUGUACCACUGCCCUCAACCACCUGGCCAAACGGUCGGGAGCGAUCCCCUUUAUUGUUCAGACUUUGCAAGAUAUACUCGACAAAGCACCUGAUGCAUUUUGGCAGGCAAUGGGCUCGAUUUCUUCGCAGACCAUUGUUGAACAGGUCUUUGCCAGCCCUCAAUUCAACAAGCACCUCCAGGACUUUGUCAAACCCGACCCUAGGCCCAAUAUCAAGGCCGAUAACGACGUGAUUUCUUGGAUCUCCUCGUUCUUGUUGUCUCUCAAGCCGGCCAAUCGACCAGCGGCUGCCCAGACCAUUGUUGCUCAACUGUUCGACCGCAUCGAUAACCGGAAUCUUGAACUUGCUGCCCGGCUGACAUGCUUCGAAACAGCGGUGACCGUCCUUCUGAGUACAGUGAUGUGCUUUACUGGCAAUCAGGACGACCAAAAGAAUGUCGAACGCUUGGUCCUGUCCGACACUCUGAAUCUCAUUGGUCAUCGUCUGGACGAGAUCCUGAAUCCCAAGGACCCGGCACUGGCAGAGGCGGUGGGGCCGGAAGCGAGAAAUAAUGCUCUAACCCUGACGAAAAAUGCCGUCGCGCUCGAAUGUCAAUGCUUGAAGGCGGAUUUUGAAAUUCUGAGCACAAAGGGACAUCUGCGACACGGGUCAAGCUCGUAUACACCGGAACUCUGGACUGCCAUCACCAACAACCUAAGAGAUAGCGAUCCUCACCUUUCCUCGGCAGCGCUACUGGGGAUAAUGGCUUUGCCAGGCCUUGAACAAAUUCGUAUCAGGGAAGGCUCAAGCGCGAUACAAGAAAAGAAGUCGUUUAAUUCCAUAUUUGACAAGCUCACUGGAAUGCUCGGAAAACUUCUCGAACGGAUUUCAGAGUUCAGCCCAUCUCAUCUCGACCUCUUGUUCAAAGCCCAAGAAACCAGCAUGCCUCUCAUUGCUGCUCUCUUCUCGCCCGACCAGAGCACGUAUCUAGCGGCCAUCGAUGUGGUCAAAAACAUCAGUGGAGAAUCUGGCCGGAAGGAAGCGUUGGCGCAUCUGUUUGGAGCAUUCCUCGGGACCACAAUCUACGGUGUUUGCUGGACCUUCCGGCGAAUAGCUAACUACAAAACAUUUGCUUCUGUACCACGGAUACUCAAGACCGGCAUGGAAAUCCUUGACAUUCUUUGCAAUCCUAUGGACGGCCAAUUGAGAAAAGCCAAGAUCUCAGGACGAGAUGCUUCUGCUAUCCAGAAUUAUUGGUCGUACCAGUGGAUUGCUCUUAGGGUUAUCUACAGUCAAACCGAACGAUGGUCACUAGAGCUCCAUAACAAAAGCCUCAUGAUUGAAGUUUGUCGAGAUGCCAUGCAAUACGCUGGAGCUCUUUUUGAGCAAUACGAUCUCUUCUCCAGUGUCAUCACGAGGGCAAAGCCGGAUAAGGCUCAAGAAAUUCCGAGGCUCCUACUGGAUUCAGAUGACCCUGGAAUAGGGUCGCCGUUGAGUACACUGGAUGCUAUGUCGAAGUGGCUGAGGCUACGUGACGAAUAUCUGGCUGAUACCCUAGUGUCACUCAUCACCAAUAUGUUGUACCGUCUGAAAGGGCAUCAGGUUCUGGUGACAGAAAGUGAAGGACUAGCAUACAUCCAGGAAGUCACGACAAAACAGUCCAUCAAGACUAUUCUUACUUCGUCUCAGAAGGCAAUACUAGUCCGAGCACUAGAAAAUUACUGGGGCCGACAAAUCGAGAGACACGUCCCUAAGAAGCAGUCCACUCUCGACCUGAAAGGAUGGACUGACUCUGCAGCUGUCACUCGAUCCGAAGCUUCUACGCCUGGGUCUCGAGAAGUCAGUGUCGACGAGUUCGGCGACGAUGACAUUGCAGAUGAAGAUCUUGUCGAGAUCGCUAGCAAGACACUCAACACUCACAAGACCAGCGUCACUGUCAAAGACAAGAAUCAGAUACGGUCGUUGCUUUCGCGACCGCAACCUGUGAAGCAAAACGCUGCGAAGUCAGCUUCGAUAGACAUUGCAGCCAGGAAGGCGCAAGAAGCCAAGGCCUUCAUUGAAAACCGCAAACGAGAGGUGGCCGCUCAGAAGUUAAGAGACAAGGAAGCUGCUCUGAAGCUCAGAGGCCGAGUGGGAGUUGGUCAGCAGACCGCUGGUCAAGGCUCCGGUCUCGCAGGCAUUGGGGUGGUAGGCAAGGACCACGCUGCCAGGGCUAGCAGUCUUAUGGUCUCGUCGGACUCUGAGUCUGAGACGGAUUCAGACGAAGAAUUGUUUGGCAAGCUACCUACAGCCCAAGGCCCGACGGUGCGCAGUCAAGCCGGCGUGAGGAAACCUAUGCCCGCUGGUCCAGUACGAAAAGUCAAACAAGUUCGCUCGCAGCGCGAUAUCAGAGCCCGGCUUGCCCCCGAUCUGACUGAUCUUCACCGGACGAUCCUUAGUUGGGAUUUCUUUGCAGACACCGAUCUUCCUCCUAAUUCGAUGAUGGAUGAUUACACUUUGGUAACAGAAACCUUCCGGAGUCCCCAGGAUUAUCAAAAGACCUUCGAACCGCUCCUCGUACUCGAAGGCUGGCAAAGCUUCCGAGCCGCUCGCGAAGAUGGCAAUUUCAAACCAUUUGAGGUGAAAGUUGCCAAUUCGUUGAUCGUUGACAAUUUUGUUGAGAUCAAUUCUCAAAUGUCUAUGGCAGAAGGCAGAGAUCUUGGAAUCGGGACCGCGGAUGUUGUUCUCCUGUCGAAAUCUAAGCAACCGGAUCGAGACUCGAGCGAGCCACAUUGCUUAGCACGUGUGAAGGAGAUUACCAGAAAGAAGGGUGAAGUCCAGGUCGUUUAUCGUGUCUGCGCGGCAGGCAACCCUCUGCGGCCGUUCUUGAACGAUAACGCAACCGUUUACGGUGUACAAGUUCUUUCCCUCACGCCACUGGAGCGAGAAUACGGCGCGUUGAUGGCACUGCAGUACUACGAUCUCUCCGAGGAGAUCAUCAGAGCCAAACCAUCGCCAAUUCUGGACUAUUCGGAUAAGGAUCUCGAACCCUUCAAGAAGACGUACAACGUCAAUCUAGCCCAGGCCAAAGCCAUCAAGUCAGCGCUUGACAAUGAUGCUUUUACCUUGAUCCAGGGUCCUCCAGGUUCCGGAAAGACGAAAACCAUUUGCGGACUGGUUGGUGCCAUGAUGACGGGCUUCGUUAAGAAGACGAAUACCAAUGCUCCUCGAUUGAAUACAGCAACAGGUCGUCCCAUCACGGCUCCUCCAGCCACAAAAAAGAUAUUGGUAUGUGCUCCCAGUAAUGCAGCUGUCGAUGAACUUGUCAUGAGAUUGAAGUUGGGUGUCACGCUCAUGGACGGCACAUUGGAAAAUUUGUCGGUGGUGCGUCUGGGGCGAACCGAUGCUAUCAACGCAAAUGUGAAAGACGUUACACUGGAGGAGCUCGUCAACGCUAAACUUAACUCCGCAGCACCAAAAGACCCUCGGGAAGACAUUCAUUCGGUCAUGAUGGAGCACAAGGCGGUAUCCGAAGAGCUGAACACGCUUCGUGAUCGGAUCAACGACCAGCGUGGCAAAGGCCAAACGGUGCCGAGCUCCGACGAGCAGCUCAUGGACGCCCUGAAACGCAAGAAAAAUGGAUUGAGUGCGAAGAUCGACGACAUGCGAGAACGCCAAAACACUGCCACUCGUGACAUGGAGCUCAGCCGAAAGAGAAUUCAGCAGGAGAUCCUCGAUUCAGCCCACGUUCUGUGCGCCACCCUCAGCGGAAGUGGGCACGAAAUCUUCCAAGGCUUGAAUAUCGAGUUUGAGACCGUCAUUAUCGAUGAAGCUGCUCAGUCAAUCGAACUUUCGGCGCUCAUUCCACUCAAGUAUGGAUGCUCAAAAUGCAUCCUGGUUGGUGACCCGAAACAACUACCGCCGACCGUCCUGUCUCGGGCUGCUGCCAAAUUCCAAUACGAGCAGAGCUUGUUUGCCCGUAUGGAGAACAAUCACAAAAAAGACGUGCAUCUCUUGGAUACCCAGUAUCGUAUGCAUCCAGAAAUCAGUCUCUUCCCGAGCAAGACGUUCUACGACUCUCGGCUCAAAGAUGGUGCUGGCAUGGCAAAACUCCGACACCGACCUUGGCACCACAGCGACAUUUUCGCUCCGUAUCGGUUCUUUGACGUGCAGGGCAUGAGCCAGGCUGCUACCAAGGGUCAUUCGCUCGUCAAUAUUGCUGAAUUGAAUGUUGCAAUGCAGCUCUAUGAUCGAUUGGUGAGUGACGUACCCAAGUACGAUUUCUCCCGCAAAAUUGGCAUCAUCACUCCCUACAAAGGUCAGCUGAAGGAGCUUAGGCUGCGGUUCAAGCAGCGAUAUGGCGAGGAUAUCACUUCCAAGGUCGAAUUCAACACCACCGAUGCUUUUCAAGGCCGAGAAAGUGAGAUCAUUAUAUUUUCUUGUGUCCGAGCCUCUACUCAAGGUAUUGGUUUCCUGAAAGACAUCCGCCGUAUGAACGUCGGUUUAACGAGAGCCAUGUGCUCGCUGUGGGUCCUUGGUAAUUCGCAGGCACUCAUGCAGGGCGAGUUUUGGCGGGCGCUUGUCAACGAUGCGAAGAGCAGAAAUGUAUACACGGAAGGAAACAUUACGAACCUGCUUCGACGGCCACUCUUGACUGAGGAUAUGAUGAAAGACGACGUGGACAUGAUGGAAGUUGAUGGACGAGACUCCGAGGUCGGCCGUCCCUCAGUUUCCCGCCACGACUCUGGCAUGGACAUUGAUCGACCAAGAUCCGAGGCUGUACGACCUCCUGCUAGCCGUCAAAACUCAGCUGCGGAAACACCGAAACCAACACCGAUAAGAAGAGAUGAACCUCGUUCAAGGCUUUCGUCGAAUCAAACCACGCCUUUACCUUCCAGGCCAGGCAGUAGUGCUUCUCAUGAUUCCAUCGCCUCGACAUCCUCGAGUGCUGAGCUGAGACGUUCAGAUUUGGCACGUCCCGAGGGCACGAGAGAGCCGUCUAGACCAGAUCUCAAGAGCGAAUCGAGACCGCUGCCGCCCAAGCCAGGGCCAGAAGUCCACACAGACCGUGAGCAUUUUGGGUCCGAUCAACCUAGAUCGGGUGUUUACGGUCCUUCAGGCGGUAGGACUGGUUUGAACGAUCUGGCCAACUGUACGAUAUGCGGCUCUUAUGAGCACUUCAGCUUCAACUGCGACAACGAAGAGGCCAAAGCUGCUGCUAUGGGAAACUGUCACCGCUGUCAUAGCGGCGGACACAGCUACUCGAGCUGCUCUGCACCUCGAUGUAUCUCGUGCGGCGAAGUUGGGCACACUACUGACAAAUGUGUGGCGCCUAUUAAGUAUAGGUUGACCAAAGCCCAACAAGCCGAGGUGCAGAAACAGGAGAUUCGCUUUGGAAAUGCUAGGGACAAGGCACGAGAAAGACGGGCCGAGAAGCAGCUGGGUGAGCACGGGGCAAAGAUUCCAACCGUAAAGAGCACGGCUUCGCCUCUCAAUGGUGCAGCACACCAGGCGAAGAGAAAGAGAGAUGCAUCGAGUGAUUCUUCUGAUCGAGGUAAUCUGCCGAAGAGAGAUAAGGUCGCCAUGCAUGGCCCUGCUGGUGGUGUGCCGAAGGGUGGUGCUACUACCAGCCAGGGCUUUUCUCGUCCUCCACCAACGGGACCUGCAGGCCUACCUCCCAGACCACCCGGGGGGCCAGGCGGUCGGCCUCCAGCCGUGAACCAUGGGCCGCCGAUGGUUCGAAAGAAGAAGACCAAUGCGGAUGAUAUGUUUAUGAAACGAAGAUGAGCACAACGACCAAAAAUUUCAGCGAACAUUCUUGCAUUUUCGCGCAAGCAUCAUACUGACCCUUUGCCAUGAGCAGAGGUGAGCUUGGAUAUUUCAAAUAUCACGAAUGGAGCGUAUGGCGAUCCAAAAGUUCUGGGCACGCCAUCUACGGACGAUGGAUAUUAGACAGGAGCACGGCGUUUACAUAUGGCAAUGGUGGACCUUGACCGGGGGCUAGCUACCCUGAGGCUGUAUAAUUGGAACUGAGCAUUGAGCAUUGCGGUUAGCACAGCAUAGCAUAGCGACGGGCGUUGUUGCCAAUGGAAUCGAAACAGAGAUCUGCGCCGAAGGAGGCGUCUGAAACAUUG
Molecule: messenger RNA, 7213 nt
Organism: Exophiala xenobiotica
Lineage: Eukaryota; Fungi; Ascomycota; Eurotiomycetes; Chaetothyriales; Herpotrichiellaceae
Exons: 2
Coding region: 237-6866 (2209 amino acids)
Biological process (GO): termination of RNA polymerase II transcription
Cellular component (GO): nuclear body
Molecular function (GO): transcription termination site sequence-specific DNA binding; zinc ion binding; helicase activity
Source: RefSeq, a predicted model, not a curated record